CCGGAAGUGAUCAGUGCUCUGAAAAGGAAGAAAACAACAGUUUUACUGUUGUGAUUUUUACGUUUAUUUCUUCUACCCAUGAGCAUAAGUGGAAGCUGACGUAAACAAUGGGCAACCAACUGACUGGGAUUGCUCCAUCCCAGAUUCUUCCAGUGGAGCAGUAUCUGUCAGAUGUUCCUGACUAUGAGUUUGAGACCAACCAAGGAAGCACAAGGUUUUUCAAAGUUGCACGAGCACGCUGCAAAGAAGGACUUGCAAUUGUUAAAGUCUUUGUUAUCCAUGAUCCCUCACUGCCUCUGUCAACCCACAGGGAUAAGCUGGAAGAAAUAAGCCAGCGUCUGAAAGGAACAUCAAACUGUCUUCCAUUUCAAAAAGCCAUUCAAUCUGAGAAAGCUGCUUUGCUGUUCCGACAGUAUGUUAAAGACAGUUUGUAUGAUAGGAUCAGCACCCGGCCAUUCCUCAACAGUAUUGAGAAGAAGUGGAUAGCGUUUCAGAUGUUGUGUGCCCUAAAUCAGUGUCACAAAGUCAAGGUUUGCCAUGGGGAUAUUAAGUCUGAAAACAUCAUGAUCACUGGCUGGAACUGGGUGUUAAUCACAGACUUCGCCAGCUUCAAACCAACAUACUUACCUGAUGAUAAUCCGUCAGAUUUCUCGUACUUCUUUGACACUUCCCGGCGGCGGACAUGUUACAUUGCACCAGAGAGGUUUGUGGAGAGUGGUUUGAAGAACACUGACAAUGCUGGUCAAUCAGGGAACAUCGAUCUGACCUCAAGUGAGGUCAAGACUGGUGAUCUUAAUCCUGCUAUUGACAUAUUCUCUCUAGGUUGUGUCAUCACGGAGCUGUUCACGGAGGGCACCUCACCAUUCGAUCUGUCCCAGCUGCUGGCAUACAGGAGUGGGGAGUACAGCCCCUGGAAGAUCCUGGAGAAGAUCGAAGACCCAAGCAUCAGAGAGCUAGUCCGUCACAUGAUGCAGAAGGAUCCAAACCACCGCCUCUCGGCGGAGGAGUAUUUAAUCAAGCAGCGCGGCAAGGCCUUCCCCGAGUACUUCUACACAUACCUGAAGCUGUACCUGCAGAAGUUUGCUGUGUCUCCCAUCAUUCCUGCUGAUGACAGGAUACACUUUAUCAGCAGUGACUUGCCGCAGAGUCUGAAGAGUCUGAAGAUAGACGAGACGGACGUGGAGAAGAACAAUGCACUUGUCCUGCUUAUCUCCCUUGUUGGCUCCAGCUCACGGGACAUUCAUUUCUAUGAAUCACGGUUAACAGGACUGGAUUUACUGCUGAAAUUGUCCAAAUACGUCAGUGCUGACAUCAUCCUGGACAGGAUCAUACCAUAUAUGCUGCACUUUGCCAAUGACCCGUUUCCCCGUGUUCGUGCCAAGACCAUUGAGACAAUCACAGACUGUCUGUCAGAUAUGAAGAACGUCCCAAGGAGUGACUCCAACGUCUUUCCAGAGUAUAUUUUCCCUAAUCUUACCCAUCUCGUUCAUGAUGAAGUUGCCCUGGUCAGAGCAGCGUAUGCUGAAAACAUAGCUCACCUGGCAGAAACAGCUCUCAGAGUUUUGGAGAUGACCCAACUGCAGGAGCUGUCUGAGAUCGACAUACAGGAGGACUCUGAAGACUCACAGUAUAUGCUGGAGUCAAGCUAUGACGUGGAGCUUCAGACGCUGCAGGAGAUGAUACAACAGAAGGUGGUCACUCUGCUGAGUGACCCAGACAACUUGGUCAAGCAGACACUACUGCAGUCAGGCAUCACUCGACUUUGUGUCUUCUUUGGCCGACAGAAAGCAAAUGAUGUCCUGCUUUCUCACAUGAUCACAUUUCUGAAUGACAAAUAUGACUGGAAGCUACGAGGGUCAUUCUUUGAAAAUAUUGUGGGCGUGGCAGCGUACGUAGGCUGGCAGAGUUCGUCCAUCCUGAAACCUCUGUUAGAACAGGGCCUGAGUGACCCAGAGGAGUAUGUUGUGCACAAGACCCUUGGGGCCAUCAAGUCUCUGUCAGAGCUCGGUCUGCUACAGAAGCCCAUGCUGCAGGAGUUUGUUCAGGAGAUAGUCCCCUUCCUUGCUCACCCGGGCAUCUGGAUCCGGCAGGGUGCAGUCGGAUUUGUUGCGGCGGUGGCUCGGAUCAUGAACAUUGCGGACCUCCACUGUAACCUCCUCCCGCAGGUGGUGCCCUUCCUUAAACAACAGGUGCUCCAGCUGGAUAAGGAGCCUAUAGUGCUGAAUGCACUAGAUGAACCCAUCCCACGGACAGUGUUCGACUACGUGUUGAGAUCGACAUCCAUCGAUGCUAUGUUUGAAACCCUCAACAACAGGAAGUACAUCCGGAGCAUCAGCAGGUCUGGGCACAGACCAGGCUACCCCGAACUGGAGGAAAACUUGGCUCAGGUUUUCCGCAAACUGACAUCACUGGGCAUGACUGAGACUCAUGAGACAAAACUGCUGGCAAUGAAAGAUUUUGUAACCAAGCUUCAUCGAUCAAGAGCUGGGUCCAUAGAGAACUCAGCCUCCUCCAGCAGCGAGGAGGGCCAGCGGGCAGGGGUGCUGGCCUUACAGCACGUCCCCUACACGGGUCGCUUCCUCACUCGCAGACAUGCGGACCUACACAAGCCCAAGGAUCAAACCACAGAUGGACAGACUUCACCAGGAACGCGGAGAAAAAAGAAAGUUGCACAUCAGGAUUCUUCAGCUGCCAUGAAUGCUGAGUGGAAGAAGAUGUUUGGCUCCUCGGAAUCAGACAAAUCUCUCUCCUCGUCCCCAAAGGCCAAAUAUGGAGGGGACAAAUACGACUUUGACAAGCGGUCCACAUCAACGCUGUCCAGCCAAUCAGCAUCCAGUAGUAUGGUGAACGUGUCCCAUGUCUCGUCCAGUGGGGAAGCAGGCCUGAAGCGCUCCACAAGCCAGCAGCCGGCCGACAAGCAGUCCCACCAGACUCGAUAUGCGUCAUGUAAGUGGGAUCUGCGCGGCCUGGUCCACAAGCGGCGGGAGCAGUACAAGGUGGAUGUUCUCACCAAGGACCUCCUUGAGGGCAUCGCCUGGGACAGCCGGCCACCGCCCGACAACUGGAAGCCUCGAGGUCUGCUGGUAGCACAUCUCCAGGAGCACAGGGCUGCAGUCAACAGAAUCCAGGUGUGCCAUGAUCACAGCUACUUUGCCACAUGUUCUAACGACGGCUCGGUGAAGCUGUGGGAGUGCUCCAGGCUAGAGGGGAAGAGUGUGGUCAACAGGUCAAAACACACUCUCACCAAGCAAGGUGGUAGGAUCAAGUGCCUGACGUUCUGUGAGGCAUCACACUCCGUAGCCUCCGCAUCAGACAAUGGCACGAUACACGUCAACAAGAUAACAACAGACAGAGUCCAACCAGAGGAACAGAUUAACGUGGACAUCGCCAAACAUGGUCAUGUGGUCGACCUUACUCACUUUGAUACAGGGGCUCAGUCAGUGUUGGCGUAUGCAACAGUGAACGGCCACCUGAUUGGUUGGGACCUUCGAGCUAACCGGAAUGUAUGGGAGCUGAAGAACAACCCCCGGGAUGGCCUCAUCACCAGCUUUGCCGUGAAUCACACCCAGUGUUGGCUGGCCCUGGGGACCAGCAGUGGAGCCCAGGUGUGCUGGGACAUGAGGUUCCAGCUGCCCAUCAACACCAUCACCCACCCUGCCAAUGCACGUGUUCGGAAGCUCAUCAUGCAUCCCAAGGAUCAGCCGUGGAUCGUGUCAGCUUUCCAGUGGAACAACGAAGUGUCCAUGUGGGAUGUUGAGACCGGCGCCAGACAGAAGUCUCUGUGGGCCAGUGCAGCUCCUCCCCUCUCCGUUUCACAGAACAACAAUCAUGCCGUGCAUGGGAUGCACAUCGCAGCCACAGACACCAAACUGUUCCUGUUGACGGGAGGCUCAGACAUGAGAGUCAGAUUCUGGGACCUGACAUACCCUGCCAACUCAUUCAUCAUGAGUCAUGGAGCAGUAGACUUGCCCAACGUCUCCUAUAGCUACAGGUCUCAGCUGAUAGACGGUACGGAGGUGAUUCAGGAAGUCUGCACAAAGAAACAAGCCAACUCCGACGACAUCCCGAGACGUGUUCCUGAAGCUCCUCCCACCGGCCAUCACGACAUCAUCAGCGACGUCAACAUCUGUCAGUCGUCACAGUGUCUCGUCAUCACAGGAUCACGAGACGGAGUCAUCAAAGUUUGGAAAUAAAUAAAAUAAAAUCAGGGCCAGAGUCAGUACCGAUUACAAGGUCCUGAGGAAUUUAUUUGGGAUCAAUUUGGUUGAGUUGGAUUCACAUUUUGGUAAAUUUUAGUUUCAGUUUUUGUUACUGGUACAAUAGGUUUAAUAAACAAAUCAUUGCAGACAUUUCAGUGGAGGUGUUAUUGUAGACAAAGAAACUAUUAGUGUAAUAAUAAUUAAUAUUUACUUUUUAUGUUGGACUUCAUUUUAUUUUAUGAAAAAAAUUGCAUCUAUGUAGCUAUUAACUAGGAAAAUUCUGAAAUAAUUUAACUGAUCAUAUAUUGUGUAACUAUAAGUUUUGUAGCUUUUUGACGUCCUGCAUUACUAUGUCUAAGGAUGCCUAAAGGAGUAAUGCCAAAUAAGUAUACAAAUUUUAAAAAUAUUUAGAUUUUACUACAUCUACUUGCAAUAGUGAGUAAGUGAGUUGGGUUGAACGUCGCUUUUAACAGUAUUCCAGUUAUAUCGCGGCGUGUAAACGUAAU
Molecule: messenger RNA, 4705 nt
Organism: Haliotis rufescens (red abalone)
Lineage: Eukaryota; Metazoa; Mollusca; Gastropoda; Lepetellida; Haliotidae
Product: phosphoinositide 3-kinase regulatory subunit 4-like
Exons: 34
Coding region: 108-4193 (1361 amino acids)
Biological process (GO): autophagy of peroxisome; macroautophagy; late endosome to vacuole transport
Cellular component (GO): phosphatidylinositol 3-kinase complex, class III, type II; phosphatidylinositol 3-kinase complex, class III, type I; late endosome
Molecular function (GO): ATP binding; protein serine/threonine kinase activity; protein binding
Source: RefSeq, a predicted model, not a curated record